Messenger RNA from Hermetia illucens (black soldier fly), 529 nucleotides. RefSeq names its product pupal cuticle protein C1B-like. The coding region runs from base 138 to 473 and encodes 111 amino acids. Lineage: Eukaryota; Metazoa; Arthropoda; Insecta; Diptera; Stratiomyidae. The transcript is spliced from 2 exons. The record is from RefSeq and is a predicted model, not a curated record.
CAGUCAAUGCCGCUGCUAAUUUACGGGUUUGAUAGUUUACCACUUCGACUUAGUAUAAAAGUGUGGACUCGCGCCAAGAAAUUAUAUCAAUUCCUUAGCUUCCUUCAAAGCAACAACCCAAAAUAAACUCAAUCAACAUGUUCAAGACCGUCAUCCUUUUCGCUGUCAUCGCCUGCGCUUUUGCCAAACCAGGUGUUAUCGCUCCAUUGGCCUACAGUGCCCCAGUGGUUGCUGCUGCUCCUGGCAUCGUGACUGCCUCAAGCUCCCAGGUUGUUGCCCGCAACUACAAUGGAUUAGCUGCUCCAUUGGUCGCUGCUGCUGCUCCUGUUGCCUACACUGCUCCUGCGGUAGCAGCUUAUAGUGCUCCUCUUGCUUACACUGCCGCUGCUGCUCCUGUUGCCUAUGCUGCAGGUAUUGCCCCAGCUGUUGCUGCUCCUCUUAAAUACACAGCUGCUGCUCCAUUGUUGUUGUAAGAAGCCACUUAUUCAAGGAUUUGUAUCAAACGAAAUACAGUAUUAACAAGGAUAAA